Messenger RNA from Capsella rubella, 2473 nucleotides. Its product is annotated as integrator complex subunit 9. Bases 266 to 2317 code for a protein of 683 amino acids. Gene Ontology annotation, cellular component: integrator complex. Gene Ontology annotation, biological process: snRNA processing. The record is from RefSeq and is a predicted model, not a curated record. The transcript is spliced from 11 exons. NCBI's taxonomy places the organism in Eukaryota, Viridiplantae, Streptophyta, Magnoliopsida, Brassicales, Brassicaceae.
AAUCUCUCUUUGCCGCAUCUGCUAGUCUCUCUCUCUCUAAACAAGUAGAAAAUUUUCUGGGAUUAUACUAAUAAUCUCCUAUGAUAAGCAUCUUUCGGGCUGUUUUUAGGCUGCGUUGUAUAUAAAAGUUCUGAAUUUGAACCUCAUUUAUUUACAGAUUCCACUAUCGUUUACCGCCAUGAAAUUGGUGAGUCUCUCUUGCUCGUACGUAUAAGUUCAUACGUGUCUGAGCAAAGGAGAUGGCUUUUACUAUCCUCCUUGUCAUAUGCUGAAUCUAUGUGGUUUCAGAAUCUUGAUUGACUGCCCUUUGGACCUUUCGGCAAUCACAAUCUUCUCUCCUGUUCCAUAUGAUGUGGGUUUUGAAGCUUCUGAAUACCUAUCUGAUGUGCCUCUGGAUGCUCAUAAUCCAAUUCAGAAGAAGCAAAAACUGGAGAGACAGCUAACUCCUGCUGAUUUGGUCUGCGCAGAACCGUGGUACAAAACUGUGAAAGCCUUGCAUUUGUGGGAGGCUUCUUUGAUUGACAUAGUUCUGAUCUCCAACCCUAUGGGAUUGCUCGGAUUGCCUUUCCUUACCCAAAACCCUGGAUUUUGUGCCAAGAUAUAUAUGACUGAAGCAACAGCAAAGAUUGGACAGCUCAUGAUGCAAGAUCUUGUAUCGAUGCAUAAUGAAUUCCGAUGUUUUCAUGGACCCGGGUACUCCUGUUUUCCUGGGUGGAUUAAGGAUUUAGAUAGUGAAGAGGUACCAGCCUCGCUUAAAAAAGUUGUCUUCGGUGAGAGUGGUGAUGAUCUGGGCAGUUGGAUGCGUCUGUACAGUUUAGAUGAUAUAGAGAGUUGCAUGAAGAAGGUUCAAGCUGUAAAGUUUGCAGAAGAAGUUUGCUAUAAUGGGACCUUGAUCAUCAAGGCUUUAAGUUCAGGUCUAGAUAUUGGGGCUUGCAAUUGGUUGAUCAACGGACCUAAUGGAAGUCUAAGUUAUAUGUCAAGCUCCAUCUGUGUUUCACAUCAUGCAAAAAGUUUUGAUUUCCAUGGUCUCAAAGGAACCGAUGUGUUAAUAUACUCAGAUCUCUCAUGCCUCCAAUCUGCAGAAGUGACUGAGAAUGGUUGUGUUUCUCCUGACCUGGAUAAUAAUUAUUUAUCAACAAUCAGAAGUGACAAGAAGGAUGAUGACUUGGCUGCUUCAUUAUUAAACACAGAAGACAGCUUAGAAGAGAUGGAGAAACUAGCAUUUGUUUGUUCUUGUGCUGCAGAAUCUGCUGAUGCUGGUGGCUCAACCUUGAUAACGAUUACUCGAAUUGGGAUAGUUCUGCAGCUCCUGGAGCUAAUGUCAAACUCUCUUGAAUCCUUGUCUCUAAAGGUUCCAGUCUUUGUAAUAUCUUCUGUCGCAGAAGAGCUAUUGGCAUACACAAACACCAUACCGGAGUGGUUGUGUGAGCAACGACAGGAGAAGUUAAUUUCAGGAGAACCAUCUUUUGGCCAUCUUAAAUUCAUUAAAGACAAGAAGAUCCAUUUGUUUCCUGCCAUUCACUCACCCAACUUAAUAACGAGUUGGCAGGAGCCAUGCAUUGUAUUUGCUCCUCACUGGAGUUUGCGACUCGGCCCUUCUGUCCAACUUCUUCAGCGUUGGCGUGGAGAUCCAAAAUCAUUACUUGUUCUCGAGGGUGGGCUUAGUUCAGGUUUAGGACUUCUCCCUUUUAGACCGAUAGCAAUGAAAAUUCUCCAAUGUUCAUUUCUUUCUGGAAUAAGGUUGCAGAAGCUUCCAACACUUUUUUCCGUGUUGCAGCAAAAGAUUGUUUUGAUCCCUGAUGCUGUCAAUCAGAGGAUCAAUCUGGCUGAGAUGAAGACAAGCUCAAUCCUGAAUUACUCUGAGAACAAGACGCUACGCGUGCCAAGAAUUGCUGACAACCCUAGUGUAGAGAUUACAACAGACUUGGCCUCCAAAUUUAGCUGGAAAAAACUAAGGCAUCGUGAAAACUUUGGUAUUGCAAGAUUGAAAGGUGAGCUUCUGAUGGAAGAUGGGAAACACAGAUUAGUUACUGGGUUGGAGCAAGAAGAAAGUUCAGGGAAGGCUCGGCCGUUAAGGCAUUGGGGCUCAGUGGCUCCAGAAUCACUUCUGGACGCAUUACUGAAAAUGGGUAUAAAGGGAUCAAUAGAACAUAGCACUCGUGAUAAUGAUACAAAAGACAACAGCGUAAUCCAUAUCGCAAAUCCUAACAGGGGACUUGUAGAGACCUCAGAGAUUGGUACUGCUAUUAUAGCAGAAGAUGAGAAUGUAGCCUCUCAGAUCUUCCAGGCGAUUGAUGGAAUUCUUGACGGAAUUUAGAGAGCUAGUAUCAACUUUUGAUUCACCAGAGCUAUUAGUGUAAUAGAGUGACUAGUUUUGAUAAACCGUGUAAUUAUGAUUGGUUAGUUUACCCAAAAUACUCUAUGUAUGUUACGGAAUACAGAUAGUAUCUUCUAAUCAUAUUUCAUCACUAAA